AUGCUGAACAAUUUUGUCCGUCGUUUGAGUACCUCCUCUUCAAACCUGAAACUGAUACAGCCUCAAAUUCAAGUAUUCGGUGUAGAAGGUCGUUAUGCUACUGCUUUGUAUUCAGCGGCUACAAAACAAAAAUCUCUGGACAAGACUGAAAAAGACCUACAGCUAAUUAAAGAUACUCUAAGCAAAGAUGUUAAGCUACGUGAAUUCUGUGUUGAUCCGAGCCUGCAACGAUCGCUUAAAGUCACUGAGAUCGGUCGAAUUUUAAGCGUGUUAAAAGUGAAUGAUACAACUAAAAAUUUAUUUGUUACUCUCGCUGAAAAUGGUCGUUUGCCUAAAAUCAACUCUGUUAUCGACAAGUUCAAUCAAAUUAUGACAGCACAUCGUGGUGAAGUUAGCUGUACAGUACGUACUGCUAAACCAUUAGAUAAAACAUCUGAAAGUGAAUUACGUAAUGCUUUAAGUGGAUUUUUAAAACCUGGUGAAAAGUUACAACUCACAUUAGAGCAUGAUCCAUCCCUAAUUGGUGGUAUGGUGGUCGCGUUCGGUGAUCGUCUUAUCGAUUUAUCUAUUGCACGAAAAGUUCGUAUGCUUCGUGAUAUUAUACAACAACCAAUUUAG
Messenger RNA from Trichobilharzia regenti, 618 nucleotides. Lineage: Eukaryota; Metazoa; Platyhelminthes; Trematoda; Strigeidida; Schistosomatidae. The record is from the annotation of a GenBank genome assembly.